This is a messenger RNA of Aspergillus eucalypticola CBS 122712, 507 nucleotides long. RefSeq names its product carboxymuconolactone decarboxylase family protein. Lineage: Eukaryota; Fungi; Ascomycota; Eurotiomycetes; Eurotiales; Aspergillaceae. The record is from RefSeq and is a predicted model, not a curated record. The transcript is spliced from 2 exons. Bases 1 to 507 code for a protein of 168 amino acids.
AUGGCUCGACUGCCCUAUCCAGAGCCGCCUAAACAGCAUGCCAAAUCGCACCCUACGCUCAACAUCAUUAAACUUCUAUCCUACAGCACAGCAACUGCUGAUCACUGGGCAGGAUUAGGAAACGCCCAGUUCAAGCACUUAUCUCUCUCAGCCAGACACCGUGAAUUGGUGAUUAUGUUGACAACCUCAAAGUUCAACUCAACCUAUGAAUGGACCCAUCAUAUUCCCGUAUCCUUAAAGGCCGGUGUGACCGAGCAGCAGCAAGCGGCGCUCAAAGCGUCCGCGAAGGAAAAGGAUUACUUCAUCAACAGGAAACUUGACAAUGGGGCGGCGGGAUUUAGCGAGAAAGAUCUCAUCCUGCUCAGCUUCGUCGAAACAAUUAUCCAACAGCCUGAAGUUAGUGAUGAGCUGUGGAAGAGUGUUAAGGGUCAAUUCUCCGAUAGAGAAAUCGUGGAGAUCAUCACCCUUCAGUGCGAUUUUGAUGAUUGGGCCAAGUCUAAACUUUGA